Molecule: messenger RNA, 309 nt
Organism: Penicillium mononematosum
Lineage: Eukaryota; Fungi; Ascomycota; Eurotiomycetes; Eurotiales; Aspergillaceae
Source: RefSeq, a predicted model, not a curated record
AUGAGCUUAGGGUUUAGGGGCAUUCAGGUGAAUGGGCUGAGAGAUGCAAAAACAAAAACAUACAACAGUGAGGAUUCGCUGGUGGUCACCCACCCAACUACUAACUCACCGGCGUGUGGCUUGAGUACGGCUGAGCGGACGGGAAGCCCUAUUUUCCACACCCUAUGGUCGUAUGUAUCGGUUUAUGUUCAGAAGAGAAUUGCUGCAAUCUCAAUUUACACCCGCCUCCUGGAUUUCCUUCAUCAUCUCCUUCUUUGCUUUCGGACCAUUUUCAUAGUCUUCUGGGUGCGAGCGAGCCUAUGUUCAUAG